Messenger RNA from Olea europaea var. sylvestris, 1498 nucleotides. Its product is annotated as codeine O-demethylase-like. The coding region runs from base 194 to 1282 and encodes 362 amino acids. The transcript is spliced from 2 exons. Lineage: Eukaryota; Viridiplantae; Streptophyta; Magnoliopsida; Lamiales; Oleaceae. The record is from RefSeq and is a predicted model, not a curated record.
UUUAUUUUAGAAGUAAUCAAUUCUCAGUGACUCACAAGCUACCUACUCCCGCAUCUAAUCUAUUUCGUCUGGCCCAAAUUCUUAUUACCGUGUCAUCCUCUAAUCCCCCAAUUUAGCCUAACAAUCAAACAUCUAAAAUUCUAAACCAAGCUUGCAUCAAACAUCAAAGAACUCGAAUUCUUAGCUAAACAAUAUGGACAUUAACAACGUUAAUUUCCAUGAAACCAAAUUCACAGACCAAAACGGUAUACCACAAACCACAAGAAUACCCGUGGUACAGGAUUUAGCCGGCCUCAAAAACCUUCCCCAAAGAUUCAUCCAACUUUCUUCAAUAUCCAAAUCUUUUAGUCACGAUAUUCCAGCCAUAGAUAUAGAAAAACUCGGCGGCGAUCCCGAGUCGGGGGCGGCCAGAGUGGAGGAGCUAGAGAAGUUGGUCACUGCAGCUAAAGAAUGGGGAGUGUUUUUUAUCAAAAACCAUGGUAUAGAUUCUUGUAUAUUGAAUGAUGUUAAGAAUGUUGUGAAAGGUUUUUUUGAGUUGUCUUUUGAAGAGAAGAAAGCGAGUGUUGGAUCAUAUAAAAGUGUUGAUAAUAUGGGCUAUGGGAGGAAUUUUGUGAAAUCGGAAAAUCAGCCACUGGAUUGGAUUGAUCGGUUGACUAUGAAGGCUGCUCCAAGAGAUGCCACUCAAGGACUCAAUGUUUGGCCUCAAAAUCCACCCAACUUUAGGAAAGUCAUAGAGAAGUAUGUGGAUGCUGCUAGAGAACUCUUAAAUGGGCUUCUCCAAGCCCUUGCUGAGGCCUUAUCACUUGAUAAAUACACAUUCCUCCAAUACUUUGAUGAAGAAAAAAGUGAAAUCAAUGUUAGAGUAAACUACUACCCACCAAGCCCAAGGCCUGACCUAACAGUGGACAUAACCCCACAUUCUGAUGCAAGUGCCCUAACUCUCUUACUCCAAUUUAAUUCCUAUAAUGGGCUCCAAGUAUUUAAGGGCAGUGAAUGGAUUACAGUGAAAUGGCCCAAUGAGGGAUUGCUUGUGAAUAUUGGGGAUUUCAUAGAAAUAAUGAGCAAUGGUAGGGUAAGGAGCCCUUGGCAUAGGGUAGUGAACCAAAUGGAUUUGGACAGAUUUUCUGUGGCGUUAUUUUAUAACCCACCUCCCGAAAAGGAGAUUGUGCCUGUGGAGGAGAAUGAGGGAUACAAGAAAGUGAAUGUGGGUGCAUAUUUGAAGCACUAUUAUGCAAUUAGUCCUACUUCAAGUAAAGAAGUCAUAUUGUUUGCUAAAGAGUAGUUUUAAAUUGUUUAUAUUAUUUUUGUGGGGUGGGAUGGGGGUGCAGUGGGGUGGAAGAAGCAAUUUCUCUUAUUUAGACUUGUUGUUUUGAGUGAUGUUUAGAUUAGAUGUCGUCGAACAAUAAUAUGUGAGUUGACAAGAACUCGUCGAAUUAUGAACGGCCACAUAUGAUGUAGAUAUAGAAUUUGUUUAUUCUUGUGUUGUUCAAAUUUUAUA